AUGGAUAAGUUCUCACAAUCACCGCCGUUGCGGGACGACCUGGUCCGCGGGAGCAGUCUCAAUUGGACGAAGGAGAAGGAGAACAUACUCAAAGGCCCAUUCAAUUAUUUGGAGUCGCACCCCGGCAAAGACAUUCGAUCGCAACUCAUCGCAGCCUUCAACGCAUGGCUGGAUGUACCAGAGGAAUCUCUCAAUGUCAUCAGACGAGUGGUAGCCAUGCUACAUACCGCAUCCCUCCUCAUCGACGACGUUGAAGACAACAGCCAGCUUCGAAGAGGCAUACCCGUGGCUCACAACGUCUUCGGCACCGCGCAGACAAUCAACAGCGCCAACUACGUCUACUUCUGCGCCCUCAAAGAACUUGCCAUUCUCAACAACCCGGCCGUCAUCCAGAUCUACACCGAAGAACUCGUCAACCUACACCGCGGCCAAGGUAUGGACCUCUUCUGGCGCGACACUCUCACUUGCCCCAGCGAAGACGACUAUCUCGAAAUGGUCGGCAACAAAACCGGCGGCCUCUUCCGUCUCGCCAUCAAACUCAUGUGCGCCGAGUCGCCUUCCCACAACGCACAUCCGGACCCAUUCCAACGUAAUGACUACGUGCCUUUGGUCAACACGAUCGGCUUGCUGUUUCAGAUCCUCGACGAUUAUAAGAAUCUCAGCGACACAAUCUACACGCAGAACAAAGGAUUGUGCGAAGAUUUGACGGAGGGCAAAUUCAGCUUUCCCAUCAUUCACGCCAUUCGUGCGGAUCCGGGAAAUCUGGUGCUCAUUAAUAUCCUCAAGCAGAAGACGACGGAUGAUGAAGUUAAGAAGUAUGCCGUGGCGUACAUGGAUCGCGCGGGCAGUUUCUCAUACACGCGGAAGGUGUUGCGCGGAUUGACGAAGAAGGCUUUGACGCAGGUGGACGAGGUGGACGCUGGCAGAGGGAGAGGAGAGCAGAUGAAGACUAUUCUGGAGAAAUUGAGGGUGGAUAGGAACCACCAGCGUGGUGUUUUGACUCCGGCUGCCGGUGGUGCGUCGAUUGCUUGA
Zymoseptoria tritici IPO323 is the source of this 1032-nucleotide messenger RNA. RefSeq names its product geranylgeranyl diphosphate synthase 1 (gene GGS1). Bases 1 to 1032 code for a protein of 343 amino acids. The transcript has a single exon. Gene Ontology annotation, biological process: isoprenoid biosynthetic process. The record is from RefSeq and is a predicted model, not a curated record. Gene Ontology annotation, molecular function: prenyltransferase activity. Lineage: Eukaryota; Fungi; Ascomycota; Dothideomycetes; Mycosphaerellales; Mycosphaerellaceae.